AUGUCAGGUAGACUCUCGUGGUUGUUCUUCGAGAAGAAAGAGGUGUGGGAGAGUAAGGCAAAGGCUACAACCAACACCAGAGACAUGGCGGACGAUGAGAUGAGUGCCUCCCAGCUUCGACAGCGCUACGGUCGAGGGGGCUCGGCACCUGACAACUCUCUAUCUGCUUCUCAGCUCAGAGGAAGGUACGGAGUCGAGAACAAGGACUUCUCCAAGGGCGAUGGCGGCGGUGCCAUGAUGAUUGUCAUGGUGGUUGCGGCAAUUGCCGUCAUCGUUGGUGCGCUGGUUUUCUUCAUGCAGAAGUCGUGA
Messenger RNA from Guillardia theta CCMP2712, 309 nucleotides. RefSeq lists its product as hypothetical. Bases 1 to 309 code for a protein of 102 amino acids. The transcript is spliced from 4 exons. NCBI's taxonomy places the organism in Eukaryota, Cryptophyceae, Pyrenomonadales, Geminigeraceae. The record is from RefSeq and is a predicted model, not a curated record.